AAUAUAUAAUACUAAAAUGUUUUUCUUACAUUCGAACAUUUCAUAGAUUGUUUUCUCGUCCAUCAUUCAGUAACUGUCAAGUGUUACUACUUGCUCCUAUGUAUUCUCACAAAACCCUAACUCGAUAAACCUUUACUUCCUGAGUCCAGACCCUCCCGAGCUAACUCGGGCAGCCAUGGACGAGUCACCACUCGAACCUUCACACACCGAAAAUAUCCCUACAGAAGUCUUAAACCCUUCCGAGUUAACAAACUCAGCCAAGUCAAAAUCCGAACUUUUAGAGACUGAAAAUGCGGCGACGAAACCUCUUCCGGAAAACUCAGAUAGAGGCCAAUUAUCGGCGGAAGAACUAGUAGCAAAGGCAAUAGCUCCGGUGAAGAAGGAAUUUCUACGGCCACCCCCUAGUAGCAGGUCCGCUAUUUCAGAUACUAAUAAGGAUGAAAAUGGAAAAUCUGAAUCCACUAAAAAAAGCGGCAUUGUGAAAGAGAAGAAAUCGAAACGUCAACUUAAACGCGAACGCCGUGAGGAACGCAAUUCUUCGCUGAAUAUUUGCCCAUCAAUUGCAAAGACUGAGGAUGUUAGUUCGUGUAAUUAUGGUAAUAAAUGCCGUUUUAGCCAUGACUUGGAAGCUUAUAAGUCUGAGAGACCAGCUGAUCUGGAGGGAGAAUGCCCAUUCACCUCUGCUCAAAAGUUAUGCCCUUAUGGGUUGACUUGUAGAUUUUUUGGUACUCAUAAAGAUGUACCUAAUGAAAAUUUGGACACGCUGAAGGAAAGUUCUGAAGUGAAUGUGUUGAAGAAAGAUGUCCAAAAGCUUCUUUGGAAGAAUAAAAUGAAAUUUCCCAAGUCAAAUAUUGCUCUCAAACAGCUUGGACUUGUGGGGAAGGGCCACACAAGAGUAAAAGAGUCAGAAGAAGAAUUUACUAUUCCCAAGAUUGACAACAGUUCCCACUGCUCAGAGGAUAAUGGAUGUGAGAAGUAUGACUCUGGUGAUAAACAAGAUGCAUCUGUUGAUGAAGAACCAUCGGUGGAUGGCAUAUUGGCAAGUGAUGACAACAGACCUGUCAAGAAAGCAAAAUCUGAUGAUGAUGCUCAGAGAAAACCUUCCAAUGACAUAAAUAAUGGUGCUAGCCUCACUAGUGAAGGUUUAGUGGCGGACUCUACCAAAAAUGUUUCACAAAAUGAAAAUGAAUACCUGCCUCAGGAUUCUGAUGCCAGCUUAAAGUUACACCCUCGUGAAAAGAAACUUAUUGAUUUUCGGGGCAAGCUAUAUCUUGCACCCCUUACUACUGUUGGGAAUCUUCCUUUCCGUAGAGUUUGCAAGGUUUUAGGAGCUGACGUGACAUGUGGUGAAAUGGCCAUGUGCACAAAUCUUCUUCAGGGCCAAGCUUCAGAAUGGGCGCUUCUCCGACGACAUAAAUCCGAGGAUUUGUUUGGUGUACAAAUUUGUGGGGCUUAUCCUGAUACUGUUGCACGUGCUGUUGAGCUUAUCGACCAAGAAUGUUCUGUAGAUUUUAUCGAUAUUAACAUGGGAUGUCCGAUUGAUAUUGUCGUCAAUAAAGGCGCUGGAUCUGCUCUUCUUACAAAACCAUUGCGUAUGAAAAAUGUAAUACAGGCGGCGUGUGCCUCUGCGGAGAAACCUAUUACUGUCAAGGUUAGAACUGGCUACAUUGAAGGAAGGAAUCGUGUAGACUCAUUUAUAUCUGAUAUUUAUGAAUGGGGAGCUUCUGCAUUAACAAUACAUGGGCGAUCCCGCCAGCAAAGAUAUAGUAAACUUGCUGAUUGGGAAUAUAUUAACACUUGUGUUAGAAAAGCUCCCAGCUCAUUUCAAGUGCUUGGAAAUGGAGAUGUCUUUUCAUAUGUGGACUGGAAUAAGCAUUUUUCUGACUGUCCUGAGCUUUCUUCUUGUAUGAUCGCUCGAGGAGCUUUGCUAAAGCCAUGGCUAUUCACUGAAAUCAAGGAACAAAGGCAUUGGGAUAUUAGUUCUGGUGAGCGAUUGGAUAUACUUAAAGACUAUGUGCGUUUUGGCCUUGAGCACUGGGGUUCUGAUUCAAAAGGAGUGGAAACUACCAGGCACUUCUUGUUGGAAUGGCUUAGCUAUACAUGUAGAUACGUCCCCGUUGGCUUACUAGAAGUUAUCCCACAACGACUCAAUUGGCGACCACCUUCUUAUUAUGGUCGUGAUUACUUAGAGACACUGAUGGCUUCCGAGUCUGCAGCUGACUGGAUUCGAAUCUCAGAAAUGUUGCUAGGAAAGGUUCCUUCUGGCUUCACGUUUGCACCAAAACAUAAAUCGAAUGCCUAUGAUAGUGCAGAAAACGGCUAAUUUUCUGAGUGCCACUGGUUAUCAGUUUAUUCCUGGCAUGGAAUUUCCUAUUGCUUAUGAUUUUGGAAUAAUCACUAAUUCUACAGCUACUUUGAUUUUUAAUAAGGCAUGUUGCUUGUGCUGUUGUUUCGACCC
Amaranthus tricolor (Joseph's coat) is the source of this 2458-nucleotide messenger RNA. RefSeq names its product tRNA-dihydrouridine(47) synthase [NAD(P)(+)]-like. The record is from RefSeq and is a predicted model, not a curated record. Gene Ontology annotation, biological process: tRNA processing. The transcript has 10 exons. Gene Ontology annotation, molecular function: metal ion binding; flavin adenine dinucleotide binding; RNA binding. Bases 176 to 2323 code for a protein of 715 amino acids. Lineage: Eukaryota; Viridiplantae; Streptophyta; Magnoliopsida; Caryophyllales; Amaranthaceae.